Molecule: messenger RNA, 943 nt
Organism: Solanum stenotomum
Lineage: Eukaryota; Viridiplantae; Streptophyta; Magnoliopsida; Solanales; Solanaceae
Product: outer envelope pore protein 24, chloroplastic-like
Exons: 3
Coding region: 149-790 (213 amino acids)
Biological process (GO): regulation of monoatomic ion transmembrane transport
Molecular function (GO): voltage-gated monoatomic cation channel activity
Source: RefSeq, a predicted model, not a curated record
AUGUAAAAAAUCACGGCACAAAAUCCACCUACAGACAAGUGCUUUUGGCCUUUCCCUCCACUUUGAAAUCCACUCAAUACCCUCGGGCAUCAACGCUCUCCCGGCUCUCACCCUCGCUAUUUUCGUCUCCCCUUUUCGUUGUCGGAGGAUGAUAAGCACUACUAUCAGAGGACGUUAUGAAGGCGGCGUAAGGGAGGCCGUUACCACCGUCACUGUUCACGGCGGCGCCGUUAAGUUAAAUGGUAACGUGACUGAGGCCACCUUCGUCAAUGGCUCCUCCUUAGAAGGUCUUUCUUUCUCCCUAGAAAAACCUGGCUCUUUCCUUAUCGACUUUGACGUCCCCAAACAGGAUGUGCGUUUCCAAUUUAUGAAUAAGAUGAGGGUAAUGGAGAAGCCUUUGAACUUUACCUAUACUCAUUGGAGGGGAGACAACAGAACGGUAGUGGAUGGGACACUGGCGAUUGACUCAUCUAACAAGUUAUCAGCCAAUUAUGGGUUUGAUUCUGGUAACUGCAAGUUAGGGUAUAGUUAUGUGCACAAAGGCUUGACUACCUUCGAGCCAAGCUAUGAUUUUGCCAAAAAUUCGUGGGAUGUUUCUUUGUCACAGCGGGUGGACGAGGACAAUGUGGUCAAGGCUUCAUAUCAAAGUGCAAGCAAGGUUUUGGGGCUGGAAUGGUGUAAGAAUCCAAGUUCAAGUGGAGGAUUUAAGAUCUCUGCGUCUGUGAAUUUGGCAGAAGAAUCAAAGUUUCCAACAUUAAGUGUUGAUAGUAGGUUGCAUGUUGAACUGUAGCUUGAUGAUAUGACUCUCGAGAUUUAUACUUCAGGUGCAGCAUAUGGCCAGCUUUGUGACACACAUUUACAUUUGAAUACGCCUCUUCACAAAUGACACAGCACCUCUCUUUUGAGCAUAUUGUUACAUGUUUUAUGAACUUAGGUGGGGAAA